Molecule: messenger RNA, 911 nt
Organism: Sarcophilus harrisii (Tasmanian devil)
Lineage: Eukaryota; Metazoa; Chordata; Mammalia; Dasyuromorphia; Dasyuridae
Gene: MGST2
Product: microsomal glutathione S-transferase 2
Exons: 5
Coding region: 104-547 (147 amino acids)
Biological process (GO): leukotriene biosynthetic process
Cellular component (GO): nuclear envelope; endoplasmic reticulum; membrane
Molecular function (GO): enzyme activator activity; glutathione peroxidase activity; leukotriene-C4 synthase activity
Source: RefSeq, a predicted model, not a curated record
UUUGCUUUAUAAGGUGUGUCUUCUUCCCAAGACUGCCAGCCGCUCUUUCCUCUCCCUCCCAUUGUACAAAUAAUUCAGCCACCAGCAAGGAACUAGAGAAGAAAUGGCUAGUGAGAUAGUUCUGCUGGCUGCAGUCUCUGUUCUCUCUAUCUGCCAGCAAAUUUUCUUUGCUUGGCAGGUGGGAAAAGCAAGGAAGAAGUACAAAAUCUCACCCCCCGCGGUCAUUGGAUCACCAGCCUUUGAGAGGGUAUUUCGUGCACAACAAAACUGUCUGGAGUUUUACCCUAUAUUCCUGGUCACCUUUUGGAUGGCUGGAUGGUUCUUCAACCAAGUCUUAGCUGUCCUUUUGGGUCUGGCAUAUAUGUAUGCUCGCCAUAAAUACUUCCUUGGAUAUUCAGAGUCAGCUAAAGAAAGGUUAACAGGCUUUCAGAUGAGCCUGGGAGUUUUGGCUCUGCUGGUCAUCCAGGCUAUAGUAGGAAUUGCCAACGACUUUUUGGAUGAAUACAUGGACUUGAAUAUUUUCAAGAAAUUACAUCAAUGGUUCUAGACAUUUUUCUCUUUUAAUAAUCACAAGUUUUUUUUUUUACUCAGGAAAUAGACCAAAACAUAUGAAAUGAAAAUUCCCAUGUUUGAAUUGAAUUAGAGAAAUUCUUCAGCCCAACUCUGAGACCCAGAGAGUUUUCUCUACUUACUCUAUUUUUUCUUUUCUCAAGAUGAUGGGAAAAAUCCUCCCUUUUCAGAACUUAUUACUUGCUUAGUUUUUUAUGCACUAUUAUUCUUUUUGUGUAUGAUGGAGCUAAAAAUCUUGAAAACAAUUACCUUGUUUUUGAUUUGUUUUUUUAAAGAAAUUGUUGCUGAAGGACAAUGUAUUUGCAUUGAGGAGAAUCAUAUAAAUAACUUGGCUAAUUACU